Molecule: messenger RNA, 351 nt
Organism: Caenorhabditis elegans
Lineage: Eukaryota; Metazoa; Nematoda; Chromadorea; Rhabditida; Rhabditidae
Gene: Y46C8AL.11
Product: C4 protein
Exons: 3
Coding region: 55-207 (50 amino acids)
Source: RefSeq, marked reviewed
AGAGUACAGUGUGUCUAUUCCGGGAGACAAUAAAAUCUAGGAUGAUCUCUUCGAAUGUGGAGGACGACACAGGAGAACAGGAAUUCACCCGAAACUGUCGCUACUUCAACAACUACAACAUCGCUUCCAGAAGAGUUUAAUAAGCAAACUCCAAUACUUCUCACUACAAAUGGAACAAUUUCGAGAAAUACAUGGGACAGUCACUGAAAAGCUUCGAAACUGGAUACUCAUCUCAAAAUCAAGAACGGACACAAUUUCAAUAAUGUAAAUAAUAUAUUUCAUUUUUUGCCAAUUUAUUAUUUUUGUUUUCUUCUUUUGUUUUUUUUAAAAUAAAUUAUUGUUUUAAAAUCG